ACAUUUCCCAUAAUUACCCCUAAGACGCCCAUUGGUGGGGGGGGAAGCCAUGGGAACCUGCCGCCCUGGUGUGAGGCGGGGCGCGCUCAUUCCAGGCCUGAGGGGGCCGAGACCGAGAAGCUUGCGGAAAAGGACUGCUGGCCCCGCCCCUCGGACCCUACCCUUCUGAGGCCGGCGUUUCCCGCUCUGAGGGGUCCUGUGCCGCCGCCGCGGCCGCCACCUGGUUUCUUCAGGCUCCAGGUUUCCCUGCUAACCACGAGGAGUCCAGGGAGGAAAAGCGGAGCCUAGGUGCCAAUAACCCACACGUCCCGCGUCUCUUCCAGCCCGAGAUCGCCCCGGCAGGGAUGGGCGACAAGAUCUGGCUGCCCUGCCCGGUGCUCCUCCUGGCCACUCUGUUCUCAGUGCUGCUGCCGGCGGCGGCCGGCUUCACGCCCUCCUUAGACAGCGACUUCACGUUUACCCUUCCGGCCGGCCAGAAGGAGUGUUUCUACCAGCCCAUGCCCCUGAAGGCGUCGCUGGAGAUUGAGUACCAAGUUUUAGAUGGAGCAGGAUUAGAUAUUGAUUUCCAUCUUGCCUCUCCAGAAGGAAGAACCUUAGUUUUUGAACAAAGAAAAUCAGAUGGAGUUCACACGGUAGAGACUGAAGAUGGUGACUACAUGUUCUGCUUUGAUAAUACAUUCAGCACCAUUUCUGAGAAGGUGAUUUUCUUUGAAUUAAUCCUGGAUAAUAUGGGAGAACAGGAGCAAGAACAAGAGGACUGGAAGAAAUAUAUUACUGGGACAGACAUGUUGGACAUGAAACUGGAAGACAUCCUGGAAUCCAUCAACAGUAUCAAGGCCAGACUAAGCAAAAGUGGUCAUAUCCAGACUCUGCUUAGAGCAUUUGAAGCUCGUGAUCGAAAUAUACAAGAAAGCAACUUUGAUAGAGUCAAUUUCUGGUCUAUGGUUAACUUAGUGGUAAUGGUGGUAGUGUCAGCAAUUCAAGUUUAUAUGCUAAAGAGUCUAUUUGAAGAUAAGAGGAAAAGUAGAACUUAAAACUUUAGAGUAAUUAACAUUGGGGGAAAAAAAGACAGAAAAAUGCAAUACACUUAUAAUCAAGACCAUUAAUAGUCUUUCCAAAAAAUGUUUUCAGGCAUUACCACAAGUGUGAAACAAGUAUAAUUUUAAGGUGAAAGGAGUCUUCACUUUCGUCUGUGCAAGUAAUCUUAUUGCUUCAGUUGUACUUAAGUGUAUAACAAAUAUUUCACAGAGUAUAGGUAUAAUUGAAUGAAGCCAUAUUUAUCAGCAUUUUCCUAAGUUUGAAAAAGUUUUGCAAAUGUCAUAGGUGAUUUAAAUAAAUGAACUUUGGGCCUAAAUGCAACACCAAACAUUGUUUUUAAAAGACUGUCUUACCUAGAAGUUUCUUUGUAAAUGUGGCAAUUACAAAUUAGAAUUUUUCAGUAUAUUGAAGUUUCUUUGUAAAUGUGGCAAUUAUAAAUUAAUUGUAUAAUUUUUCAGUAUAUUAAAUUAUAAAUCAUCUGAGAAUUACCUAAUCAUGGAUUGGAUAUAUCUUUAGAAGACAAAAACUCAACUUUUCUUUUUACAUAUAUAUUUCUCCUGUAAUGUAAAUAGAAGCAUAGCUGUGAAAAGCAGAUUUGUGAGAUUUUUAUAACCAAAUAUAUUUCAACUUAAAAUAUUAGCAAAAAGUAUUAAAUACUUCACUUAUAUUCCCCAAAGGCCAACAUUUUAAUAAUAUUUAAAAAUGCUCAGUCAUUAUUAAAAUUGGAACAGAUUUUCUCUUUGAAAUGAAAUAGCUAAAGGCUGCUCACAGUCUCCAUAAGGACACAUUUGGUCUAGUCCUUAACUCAGAACUAGAAUUUUGAAAUUAAAUGUGAGGGAAAAUAAUUUUAUUUUUAUAUUACCUAUCAGCAGUGUCGUUAGUUUUAACAUGAUUACUGACUUGGAUAAUACAUUAUUACCAGCAGUUGUGAAGGAAAUACUGCUUAAAAAUCUGGGCCUUACAUAAAUAAGUAUCUCCUUUUCUGAGUUCUCAAAAUCAGCAACAACAAUCAAUAAAAGAAGAAUUUAGGUAAGCUUGAGAACAUCUGAUGAAAAUUAAGUUCACUUAAAUAAACUGUAAGUAUCUGGAAUCUGAUUGGUUCAUCAUAAUGACCCAAUCCUAAUAUCAAUCAUGAGACUAAAUUCCAGGUAACUGAAGAAACUAUACUUGGCUAGGGUUUUAUUUUUUACAGUUGUUUUAUUCUGUUUUGAAUUGUCUAAGUAUUCAGGUACAUUUUAUGAAACAAACUCUACUGUAAGGUUUAGCACUGGGUACAUACAUUACAAUUGUUAUAACUUUCAUUAAAUGACCUUUCUGAUCACUUUAUUUAUUGACAUUCAAGUAAGGAUUUGAAAGCCCACAGAAUCCCAAAUUUAAAGUGGUAUGUGAAUAACUCUAUGUAAAGUCUCUGCCGUCCUUGCUUAUUGCAAUCUGGGGAGUAUUACUUAAAUACUAGUAAUUUAGCUACAACAUGAAUUAAGUAGAAUUUUUAGGUUAUGCCCAUUUGUAAUAUUAAGACAAAUAUGAGAAAUCAACUUAAAAAUUUGAGUAUAGAACCUCUCUGUACAUUAGUACUGCUGGAAUUCUUAAUAAGCAGUGAUAUUGAGAGAAUGGUUUCAUUUACUAAUUUACAGUCAGAGUGGUACAAAAAGAGAUUUAUUUCCCUCCUUCUUAUCCCCUUGGGAGAACAAAAAGAUUACCUAUCCCUACUACGAAGCUUUUAAAAAAUGAGGUAAAUGCCAUAUAUAAUUGAUUACCUUAACUGGCCAAGAAAAUGUUUAAGUGUCCAGGAGUGGUGCCUACAAUACAUGCAAAACAAGGGCCAACAAUCACCUGUGAAGAGACCUCCCGUUCCCCCCUUCUGUUAAACUCAUUAUGAGAAGCAACCUUACCAUACUAUAACUAAUAAAACAGUACAGAUAUAAACUACUGCAUCUUCUUUAUAAAACUGUGAUCAAGAAUUCUACCUCUGGCUGGUUACUGUACUAUACUCUUGAUUCCUUACCUAACAAUGAACUUGUUACAUUAUCUACAGAUGAUUUGUGCCACUGAUUUUAAACCUAUGAUUCAGUAACGUCUUAUAAUGGCCUUAUCUAGAAAAAAGGAACUUAGGAAUAUUGAGGACAUAAUUUUAUUUUUUAUAGGCACAAAAUGAAGAGUGGGAUUAAGAAGGAUGUUACUUGUAUUAACCAAAAAUAUAAUUAGCAAAGAACUAAAUUCUUUAAUAUUUCUAUAGGCAUAUAGUUUAUCUGCCUUAUGUUUUUUUAAAUGUCAGUACUCAAUUUUGAAAUUAAAAUUACGCUAAAAUUAAGCAACUUAUCACUUAAUGACUGAUUUUGUCUUCAGUUUUUAGUUAUAUAAACUCUUAAAAUAUAUUUAAGGCCUAGAGUUUUACUCUUAUUUGCAUUUGGGUCAUUAAUGAUGUGCUGUUCUUUCAUGUGAAUGUCAAGGUAUAGAAGGCAAUUAAGUGGUUGAAAUAGCAUGGAAAUAAAUUACAAAUUCAGAUGUAAUUUUGUUAAGUAUUUUUAUCCUUAAAUAUUGUUACUGUCUUAAAAUUAGCAAAAAUUGAGUACCUGUAAUUGUAAGCCUAAGUACUUUAUCUUCAAUUUUUUAAAAGAUUCAGCAUGUAAUAACUUUUCAUCUUAAUAUGCAAUCAGCAUUGCUCAAAUUGCUUUAUAGUUGUGAAUAGCCAUAUUAAAUGAGCAAUGAAUACUGUUCUGAAUAUAUAUAAUAAAAUUUACAA
Molecule: messenger RNA, 3781 nt
Organism: Callorhinus ursinus (northern fur seal)
Lineage: Eukaryota; Metazoa; Chordata; Mammalia; Carnivora; Otariidae
Source: RefSeq, a predicted model, not a curated record